Molecule: messenger RNA, 5715 nt
Organism: Phacochoerus africanus (Common warthog)
Lineage: Eukaryota; Metazoa; Chordata; Mammalia; Artiodactyla; Suidae
Gene: ARHGEF9
Product: Cdc42 guanine nucleotide exchange factor 9
Exons: 13
Coding region: 56-3517 (1153 amino acids)
Molecular function (GO): protein binding; guanyl-nucleotide exchange factor activity
Source: RefSeq, a predicted model, not a curated record
AAUAGUUGGCCAACCCUCCCUCUAUGCUUUUGUGGCCCUGUUCUCUGUUGUGACCAUGGAGACUCUCAGCAGCUGCCAGACUGCCUUCCUCUCUGAGCUGAUGCCCAAUGGUUACCUGGCCCAGAUUUCCCCAGGCCACCCUGGGGUAAAUGGCCUGGCUGAAAAGGUGGGGCUGGAGCAGCCUGAGCAGUGUGACCAAAGUGACUUGAGUCCCAGGAAAGAGAAUGGUCAGAACAAGAAGAAAACCAAAGUCAACAAGAUCUGGAAUUUUGUGAGCCGCAGAAAAGGGGCCUCCAGUCAGGGGAAGCGACCACAGUCCAUGAUUUUACUGGAAGACACUUCCAGGCCAUCAGAGUUAAAGUCCAAGGUCACAUUAAUGGAUCGAAUGAAGUCAUUUAAAAGGUUGAAGCCUCCAACUGGGGCCUGCAAGAAUACUCUUCCUAGGAGCAACAAGGCUCAGGAACCCCAGGAGGUUCCAGGUACCUACCACAUGAGGAAGGCUGAGGAGGCCCCAAAGCCUUUCCGCUAUUCUUACUCAGGACACAUUGAGAGCUUGGAACCCUUCCUUGCAGAUGUGCAGAGACUGGUGCAUGUCCCCAAGAGGGUGAACCAGAAAGAGCUGGCCUUUGAUGAUACUGGCAUCCAACUGGAGGAGGACUGCUGGGGAAAAGAGUCCCCUGAGCAGCAUAGUAGGGGUAGGCAGGCCAGGAGUUACCAGAAAAGUAUGUUCCCUGGGGAAGAUGAAGCCCCAUGCACAUUAGCUGGAGACAACAGAAUCCAGGAGCUUGAGGCUGCCAUUGAGGCCUCCACCUUGGAAGGAAAGAUGGAAAGGGACUAUGAGGAGAGCCCAGUGCACUCACGUCGAGACAAGACUGUGCCAUUUGGUAGUGUUGUAAAGUUCUUUAGCAACGUGGCUGAGGUGGCCCGCAAGUGGCGUGCAUUCCCGCGGGAAGAGCUGCAGAUGGGCCACCACCAUGGCGAAGCCUACUUCAUCAGUGGUGGGAGUGAAGGCAUCAUCCUGGAGGGUACUGCUUCUCGGACCUCCUUCUCACUCAACCUUCCCUCCCAACCCCCCAGGGCUGCUCUGUGGGGCAGUGUCAUUGGGAGGCACCAGCACCACCACCACAAGGACUCACAAGCCUCAUGCACCUUUGAAAUGAGCAUUGAGGGCAAGGAGACUUUGGGUAAUGCCCUUGCAGGUCCCUGCAAUGCUACUGCCUUGACCACGACAUCAGCUGCCUGCAAGUUCCAGGACAACCUAACUCCAGAGAAUGGCUGCAGCUGCUACUAUAGCCAUGCCUUCACCAGAGAGCAUUCCUCCUCUGAGGAGCUCAAUGAAGACACUGAGACUGUGGUCAGCUUCCCUAAGGAAGAUGACAGUGCCAGAGUGUCCCCUGAGCUGGGCACCUGUGCCAGAAAUGUCACCACCAAAGCUGUCAUGGAGAAGCUAGAGAAACCUAAUGAGUUGAAGGAAUCAGAGACCCACAGGGGGCCAGAGGAACCCAUCCAGGCAGGGAAGCCCCAGGAUUCUGAUUUGGAUAUGAUAGCAACAGAUGCAGAGAGGGAAGCCAGCAAAGUCUGUACUGGAGUCCUCGGUACUCAGGUUUUCUUUCCCCCAGAGGAACCAUCACCAAGGACUCCACCCCUCAAAAUCCUCCUGGAAAAAUGUCACUCUCUGCCCAUCUCAAAGGGCAUCCCCCGGGAGCUGGAUCAAGUGAGCUGGAGGAGAUUCAGAAGGAUUUGCACAGGUAACUUGAACCAGAGAUCCAAGACACUAGAAACCUACAAGAACAUCACUGGAUACUUGAACCCCCAGGGACCAGGAACCAAGUAUGUUAAUGAGCUGAUCACUGGAGAUUCCAUCGUUAGUGCUGAGGCAGUAUGGGAUCACGUCACCAUGGCCAACCGGGAGUUGGCAUUUAAAGCUGGCGACGUCAUCAAAGUCUUGGAUGCUUCCAACAAGGAUUGGUGGUGGGGCCAGAUCGACGAUGAGGAGGGAUGGUUUCCUGCCAGCUUUGUGAGGCUCUGGGUCAACCAGGAGGAUGGGGUGGAGGAAGGGCCCAGUGAUGUUCAGAAUGGGCACCUGGACCCUAACUCAGACUGCCUCUGUCUGGGCCGGCCACUCCAGAACCGGGACCAGAUGCGGGCCAACGUCAUCAAUGAGAUCAUGAGCACCGAGCGUCAUUACAUCAAGCACCUCAAGGACAUUUGUGAGGGCUACCUGAAGCAGUGCCGGAAGAGAAGGGACAUGUUCAGUGAUGAGCAACUGAAGGUGAUCUUUGGGAACAUUGAAGACAUCUACAGGUUUCAGAUGGGCUUCGUAAGAGACCUGGAGAAACAGUACAACAAUGAUGACCCCCACCUCAGUGAGAUAGGACCCUGCUUCCUGGAGCACCAAGAUGGAUUCUGGAUAUACUCUGAGUACUGUAACAACCACCUGGAUGCUUGUAUGGAGCUCUCCAAACUGAUGAAGGACAGCCGCUACCAGCACUUCUUUGAGGCCUGUCGCCUCUUGCAGCAGAUGAUCGACAUUGCUAUUGAUGGUUUCCUUUUGACGCCAGUGCAGAAGAUCUGCAAGUAUCCCUUACAGUUGGCUGAGCUCCUUAAAUAUACCGCCCAGGACCAUAGUGACUACAGGUAUGUGGCAGCUGCUCUGGCUGUCAUGAGAAAUGUGACUCAGCAGAUCAAUGAACGUAAGCGGCGUUUGGAGAAUAUCGACAAGAUUGCCCAAUGGCAGGCCUCUGUCCUAGACUGGGAGGGUGAGGACAUCCUAGACAGGAGCUCGGAGCUGAUCUACACUGGGGAGAUGGCCUGGAUCUACCAGCCCUAUGGCCGCAACCAGCAGCGGGUGUUCUUCCUGUUUGACCACCAGAUGGUCCUGUGCAAGAAGGACCUGAUCCGGAGAGACAUCCUCUACUACAAAGGCCGCAUUGACAUGGAUAAAUAUGAGGUAGUUGACAUUGAAGAUGGCAGAGAUGAUGACUUUAACGUUAGUAUGAAGAAUGCCUUUAAGCUUCACAACAAGGAGACUGAGGAGAUACAUCUAUUCUUUGCCAAGAAGUUGGAGGAGAAGAUACGCUGGCUCAGGGCGUUCAGAGAAGAGAGGAAAAUGGUACAGGAAGAUGAAAAAAUCGGCUUUGAAAUUUCUGAAAACCAGAAGAGGCAGGCUGCAAUGACUGUGAGAAAAGUCCCUAAACAAAAAGGUGUCAACUCUGGCCGCUCCGUUCCUCCUUCCUACCCACCACCGCAGGACCCAUUAAACCAGGGGCAGUACCUGGUCCCUGAUGGCAUCGCUCAGUCGCAGGUCUUUGAGUUCACCGAACCCAAGCGCAGCCAGUCACCAUUCUGGCAAAACUUCAGCAGGUGUUGUAGAGGGAUCGAAACUAAGCAGAAGCAAGGAGUAUCAGAGAAUGAUGCUGGAGAGGACUUCUGUUUAGGGAACAUUCUGCAUUUGGGCUGCUUCUUCUCCUACCGGGGGGGGGGGGGGGUCCCAUGUUGCAGCACUGCUGGGUCUUAAUAGUUUUAUAUCUGGGGUCUAGUUUGGGUCAAUUAUUCUCUUCUUCAUGCUGCUUCGGUUAUAGUGUUUCUUCUAGGCUUGUCCCUCCCCUACCAUAAAAAAUCUGAGUUGGAAGCAAAGAGGCUAAGAAUCUGCUUCCUAGAGGAGGGAUUCAGCUGCCUCCAGCAUCAAGUAUGUUUAAGAUUGGGUUCCCCAAUGCAAUCAGUUCAGAAGCCUGUUUGUACCUGCUUCACAUUUGCAGAUUGUUUAGGCAGCAUUGCUAGGAGUCUGUGAGAAAUCAAGACAGCGCCCACCUGACCAAGAUCAUCAACUAUCUUCAAAUUACAGACCUGGACAGGAUCCAAGGCUGACAGUAAUCUCUUAUAGAAAAGAACAAAGACGGGCAUGGAAAUAACCUCUGCCCAAGAUAUGUACCUGUAGUUCCUAACACUCAAGUCACGUGAAACUUACCCCAUUAAACAGAUUGCAUGGAUAAUCUUCCAUGACUCCUUCCACCCCCUCUCCCUGUCUUCCUUCUUUAUCCUGCUCUCCUGUCACAGGAGGAUUGCUGGUAUAAGCAUAGUUAACACACUUAUAGCACUCAAAAAAAUGCCCUGUUUCCAACAUUUUCCUAUCCCACAACAUUUGAAGCAAGCAAGUGAGGAGCCGAGGGGACUUUUCCUUCUGGAGAAAGGAUCUGAGGCAGAGAUGCUACCCUCAGUAUCAUUUUGUGUAGGCUUUAUACUUGGGGAAAAAACUAACUUCCAUCACAAAGAGGCAGGCUCCCUAUGGGUGCAGUACCUAGUCUUCCUCUCCACAUGGCCCCUUGAGUGAAUAGACCUUCAACAGCAAGGAGGAUGGAGUACAAAGGAUGGGUCCUACUAAGGAGAGCCAUUCUAGUGAGGAAUCUAGAGAUUGUGAAUCUGUCCUGGAUAUCGUGGGAGAAGACUUCAUCAUGAAAGAACCUCAGCAUAAUGAGCAGAAAUUACAGCUGUAUAGGACACUCAGCAUAGCUGACUUGAUCGCUGCUCUAUACCUCCUGACCCAAACCAGGACCUGCCCAGCCUGGGAAGUUUUCCUCUAUGGAAAUCAAAUUGUCAGCUGUUUAAGAUCCCAUUCCACAACAACCAAGUCAGGCUUGAGGAGCAAGCCAAUGGUAAGCCUAAGCUGGGCAGAGGGCCGGGGCUCGGGACUGGCCACCACUGCUCAGCACAUGACCCAGUUAUUUAAGACCCCUUGGCAGGGAACCUUGUACCCAGCACCUAAACUAAAAUGGCCUCCGUGGCAAUCAUAAUGUUUUUCAAUGGCUGUGUAGGCCUCCCUUGAGUAUACAUCCUUUUUCUACUUUCCAUUCCUUCCCACCAGGCUUGGCCUUGACAUAUUUCCCCAGGGCAUGGGGGCACACCAAGAGAGGAUGCUUAGAUAAGUUCCUGCAUCUACAUCUUCUUUUGGCCAAGCUCCCUCAUCCACCACCCCACUCCCCUAGGCUGUUCAUAGAGAUCCAGGAUCAGGGAUUAUCAUCUCUUCCCACCCACCUCUCAUCCACCCAACCCCCUGGCCUCAUCAGAUGCAAAUAACUUGUGAAAACAGUAAGAUAACUUGUGAAAUCAGUUCACCAUUGGUUGAAAUAUUCCCCUAAGCUAUGGAAGCAAAACAGAUCAGCCUCAAGGGGAGCCCAAUUACCUGGGCUCAGGUUCCAAGCCUAUUCUCUGUCCCCACACUAAUGCUAUCCCCAAGACAUUUGUAAUAUCUGUUUCUGCAUGACCCAGAGCUUCCCUUUCCUCAACUCAAUGAGGCCUGGAUUAGCUCUACAAAAGGUUUUACUAGUAUAUUCUAUGGGUCCUUCUGUGGGAUGGUCCUAACAUAGAAAUCCAACUUCUCUCUCUAUCCCUCCUUCCCUUCUUUGUAUGUGUAUAUCUCUAAAGGAUUUUUAAAGACAGCAACAAGAGAGUUCUAGCAAUUCUAGCGUGAAGCCAAAUAGUGAACUUUUAGUGCUUUGGAGAUGGAGUGGGCUGGGGUGGAUGGAUGGGCAACAGUGAUUUUGAUUACCCCUGCUGCUCUGCAUUUGCCAGUUUAUUUCAUUUCUUCUAUCUGACUGUUUGACCCUGUCAAACAAGUGUCAAAAUUGUGUGUUUUAAAAAACAAUGUUUAACAAAAAAUAUGAUGUUGUAAUGACACAAAGCCUUAUGAAAAUAUUUAUGGAGUUCAAUAAAAGAAGU